Toxorhynchites rutilus septentrionalis is the source of this 2059-nucleotide messenger RNA. It is a transcript of the gene nst, whose product is annotated as phosphoacetylglucosamine mutase. The transcript is spliced from 4 exons. The record is from RefSeq and is a predicted model, not a curated record. Lineage: Eukaryota; Metazoa; Arthropoda; Insecta; Diptera; Culicidae. Gene Ontology annotation, biological process: carbohydrate metabolic process; UDP-N-acetylglucosamine biosynthetic process. Bases 220 to 1869 code for a protein of 549 amino acids. Gene Ontology annotation, molecular function: phosphoacetylglucosamine mutase activity; magnesium ion binding.
CGGCGAUACAUCCACCUCCGCUAUCAGCAGCAAAGCAAAACCAAAUCUGCUGACGUUGAGAUAGUGCUGCGAGAUCUGACUCCUCAGGCACCAUUUGGUUGUUAGUUUAUCGGCGACCUGAAAGGUAUACACAUUCCUCUGCGACAGCUGAAUCGCACACAUAGGCGUUUACGCAAAACUUAUCCAUUCUGUGAAUCUACGCAAACCGAAAGUACCAGCAUGACACCUAAUUUGCGCCAAGUUUACGCCUUUGCCCGGGAGUAUCACCAAAAGAAGGAAACCCAGAAGGACAUUCAGUACGGCACGGCAGGUUUCCGAUCGCACGCCGAUAACCUCGAUUAUGUGAUGUACCGCAUGGGUCUGUUGGCGACGUUGCGUUCGCGUGCCAAAGGAGGCCAGGUGAUUGGCGUAAUGAUAACGGCCUCGCAUAAUCCCGAACAGGACAACGGCGUGAAGCUGAUCGACCCGAUGGGAGAAAUGUUAGAGCAACGGUGGGAGAAACUGGCCACAGCACUGGUUAACGUCAGCGAUGCCGACCUGGAAGCACAGGUGGCCAAGAUAUCCGAUGAUGAGGGAAUCGAUAACAAUGAUCAUGCGAAGGUGUAUGUCGGGAUGGACACUCGGUAUCACAGCCCGCAGCUGGCGAAAGCGGUUUUGAAUGGAGUUGCGGCGUUGAAGGGCAAUGUGAGAGAUUUCGGAAUUGUGACGACUCCAAUGCUGCAUUACUUCGUUACAUGCUCUAACACCAAUAUGGCCUACGGAUUACCCACUGAAGAAGGAUAUAUGACUAAGCUGAUAAAAGCUUUCAAGAAUAUUAGAGGAAGUACGUUUGAAAAGGGGAACUACACCAAUAAACUAUACUACGAUGGUGCUAAUGGGGUUGGGUCACUGAAGAUGUUAGGCUUUAUCAAGAAAUUUGAUGGUUUUUUGGAUGUCAAGGUGUUCAACAGCAAUGGAAAGAUUAAUUUUAAUUGUGGGGCUGAUUUUGUUAAAACUAACCAAAGAGCUCCCGAAGGUCUGCCAGAAGUGGAACCCAACGCACGUUGUGUUUCCGUAGAUGGCGACGCCGAUCGUGUCGUCUAUUACUUCACCGAUGAAGCGGGAGUAUUCCAUCUUCUUGACGGAGACAGAAUCGCUACGCUGAUUGCUGGAUACCUCAAAGAUUUGGUAGAGAAGUGUGGUGUGAAAAUCAAUAUGGGUCUUGUGCAAACCGCAUAUGCGAAUGGAGCAUCAACAGAUCACAUUGUGAACCAAUUGAACGUUCCGGUAGCAUGUGUACCUACCGGAGUUAAGCAUUUACAUCACAAGGCAUUGGACUACGAUAUCGGAGUCUAUUUCGAAGCAAACGGGCAUGGCACUAUCAUUUAUAGUACGGAGGCCAAGCGAAAAAUCACCGCUGCCAGCAAGGAUGAAUCCUUGACGCAGGAGCAGCGGGAUGCUGCAUCACUUUUACUUGAAACAAUCGACCUAACCAACGAAACUGUAGGAGAUGCUAUCUCAGAUCUGCUCCUGGUGGAGACCGUGCUGCACUCCAAAGGGUGGAACCUGCAGGAUUGGCUUGGAACGUAUGCCGAUCUGCCCAAUGUUUUGAUGAAAAUCAUGGUCGAAGAUCGGAACGUUAUAACCACCACCGAUGCCGAGCGGGUUUGUGUUACUCCCCAAGGGUUACAGGAUGCCAUCAAUGAAAUCGUAACUAGGUAUAACAAGGGUAGAUCUUUCGUUCGACCAUCCGGAACCGAAGAUGUGGUGCGGGUGUAUGCUGAGGCGGACACAAAAGAAAAUACACUGCAACUCGCGCUAGAAGUAGCAAAUGUCGUGUACGACAUGGCUGGUGGUAUCGGGGAGAGACUAAAAAUGGCAGCCAUUUGAGUGAAUUUUUGUGUGAUAAAUGAAAAGAGAUACUGCCGUUUAUCAAAAGACAAAUUGUAACACCGCAAGCAAAUUGUAUAAAAAGGGACCACUUCCCUAACCGAGAUUAUUUUUUUUAAAUUUGGAUAUAGAAUGUAGACAAUUUCAUCGUGUGAUAAAAUUUUUAGGCAAAUAAAAAGAUUGCAGCGUU